AUAAUUAAUCAUAACUGAUUAAACACUGUAUACUCGAUUAUGAAUAUGAUUGCGAAUCCAUUGCUAAACGUAGUUUCAAAUUGAGGAAUUAAAAAAUUUUGAAUUUUUGAAUUAAAAAAAUAAUUUGCAAUUCCCAAACUAUGGCACUGAUGGUAAGAUUGAAAAUCAGGUCUCAUGGCCAUAUAAGGAGAUUCCACUGUACUGACAUUACAAUUUAAUUGUUGUAAACGAGCGUACAGAUCGCAGUGUACAGAUUAUAUUAAACUCUGAUGAAUAUGAUCAUGAAAUAAGGAGGGUCGUCGUACACAAUCAGUAUGCCACACUAUAUCAAGUAAUUGUAAUUUAUACGUGCGUAAAUAUCUCGUCGCGCAAUUCACGCUAUUCAAAAGUGUAUAAGGUAUAUAUAUGAGCAAAUAAGUAAUCUUUGAUAUGACUGAAGAUUAUUAAUGUUAUCUAAAUUAAUUGAACUGAACCUGUAAUAGCAGAUUCUGUACGACAGCUCGGAAGAAUUUAAUAUUUUUCUUAAAUGAAACUUAGAAACACUAAAUGAAAGCAUCAUUGGUUCGCUUAAGUCAAACAUUUAAAACUUGUCAACAUAUCAGGUUAAUUUAUGAUCAUUACGUCACGUGCAUUCAUGGAGAUAGAAGAAUAAAGUGCGUGAGUUGACUGGAGAAAGGAAUAUUUAUAUCCUUGUUUACACGCACAUGUUAGCACAAUAAAUGUAACCUGUAUUAUAAAUUAUAUUAUAAUUAUAUAUUGUUAAGAGAAUGCAACUGUGAUAUUUUUAUAUUUCCCUCUAUAGAGUAUUUCGCGCGCAGCUUACGAGUACGAAUUCCUAAUUUUGAACAUUUCACAUUUCUAAAUAUAAAAAUUCGAAAAUGUCUAAAUUUAAAACUUUGAAAAUUUGUAAAAUCAAUAUUUUUAAAUCUUAUAUAUUAAAAUUUGAAUCAAUCAGUACUUUAUAAAACGAUAAGCAACCAAUUAUAUUUGGGCAUACUAUGGUCUACUAUAGUCUCCCUCUCAUAUUAACUUUUACUCCUCCUCGUUUAAUAAUCCUACAUACACUUAAAUAUUCUGUCCUUGCGUUUGAAAUUCAUGUAUUUGUAUUUAUUUACAUACGUCGCACUCACUCACACGUUAUCUUGUAUGGUUCACUGUUACAAGGCAGUAAUGGAAGUAAAAACAGGAGACAACAAUUUUGUCAGUGACCAAAACAAAGAUAAUGAGAAUCAAUACAAUGAUAUGGAUGGACAACAUUUUUUACUUCCUGGUGUACAUUCACGUUCACCAAAAAUAGCUGUAGAAUAUAUUCGUAGAUCUGAUAUGAAUAGAUAUAAUCCAGCUUUGAAGAAUCUUAUACCAAUACGUCAUGGGCAACAGGACAAAGAAAGUAUGCCUGCAGAUAGUGCUGGUUUAUUUUCAUACAUUUUUUAUACAUGGAUGACACCUUACAUAUGGAAAGCAUACAAAAAGCACAUCGACAUAACAGAUAUACCAUAUAUUUCAUCUUAUGAAACAUGCAAAUAUAAUGCACAAAGAUUGGAAGUACUUUGGCAAGAGGAAUUAAGUAAACAUGGUCCACAUUCUGCAUCAUUUCCAACUGUUGCUUGGAAAUUUGUGCGAACAAGAAUAUGUAUAGCAUGGCUGUUGUUAACUUGUUCUACAAUUCUUGGAUUUAUAAGUCCUAUGAUACUGAUGAAAAGAAUAUUAGAACAUGUUCAAUCACCCGAGGAAGAUAUAUGGACAGGUAUAAAGUGGGCAUCCUUAUUAACUUGCUGUGAUCUUUUACGAAUAGUAUUUUUUACUUGGACAUGGAAUACAAAUAUUAGAACAGCAUUGAGAUUAAAAUCUGCUUGUACCACUCUGUUGUACAAAAAGAUCAUUAGAUUGAAUAGUCUUGGGAAUAAAAGUACAGGAGAGUUGAUUAAUUUAUUUACCAAUGAUAGUCAAAGACUUUUUGAUGUAAUCAUUUAUGGACCUAUGAUAAUAAGUGGUCCCAUAAUUGUUACUUGUGGUGUAAUUUAUAUAUUAUGGGUGUUAAGUCCAUGGGCUCUUUUUGGAACAAUGGCCUUUCUUUUAUUCUACCCUUGUCAGUAUCUAAUAUCUCGUGUAGUAGGGUAUUUUCGUUCCAAGACUGUCGUAAUUACUGAUACACGAGUGAAAUUAAUGAGUGAAAUCUUAGAAUGUAUAAAACUAAUUAAAAUGUGUUCCUGGGAGAAAUAUUUCAGUGACAAACUUUUUGAUAUACGAAAAAAAGAAGAAUACUGGUUACAUAAAACUGUAUAUUUUCAAAGUCUCGCUAUUUCUUUAACACCUGCUGUACCUGUUGUAUCAGCAAUUAUUACAUUUUUAGCUCAUUUAUCUUCAGGCAGUAAUUUGACUGCAGCACAGGCUUUCCCAAUUAUAACAUUUUUUGGAAAUAUGCUGAGAUUGGCACUUGCGUCCCUUAAGGAUACCACACGAUAUUUUAUCGACGCUCGUAUUGCUCUUAGAAGAUUCAAGGUGUUUCCCCUCGUAUCAUUACUCAAUUCUCAGUUCCGUUCCUCUUUCAUGUUUUUACAAGUGGCCUUAAUUAAUAUCACUGAAUCAAAAAUAGCACUCAACAGAAUUCAGAAUGUAUUGCUUUUAGAAGAGCACACAUGCCAAAUAUCGAAACCAAUUGUGAAAUCACAAGCUGUAGCUGUUGCUAAUGGUACAUUUGUUUAUAAAAACUCCACUUUAAACACUAACAAGUCAAAAAGUAAUAAAGAUAAAAAAAAAAUUGCUCGCAGUUCAAAAGAUAAAUGCGAAUUAGAAAAUCUCAAUGAAUCUUCUAAAGAAAUGGAACACGUGGAAGUGCUGACUGAUAUUAAAUUUGGGGCAGCAAAAGGUGCAUUAAUAGGAAUUUGUGGUCUUGUAGGAAGUGGAAAGUCUAGUCUAUUGCUCGCAGCUUUAGGGCAAUUAAAAAUGAUAAGUGGUCAUAUACUGAGAGAAGGUUCCUGUGCUUAUGUUAGUCAACAAGCAUGGAUUGUUAAUGCAACUCUUAGAGAAAAUAUAUUGUUCGGAAAUUCGUUCGAUGCCAAACGAUAUUACCAAGCAUUAACAGUUUGUAAUUUAAAGGAAGACUUGAACUUAUUACCAGGGGGGGAUGAGACUGAAAUUGGAGAAAGAGGUAUAAAUCUUUCAGGAGGCCAGAAGCAAAGAGUUGCUCUUGCCAGAGCACUUUAUGCCAAUAGAGAUAUUUAUUUUCUGGACGAUCCAUUGAGUGCAGUGGAUGCACAUGUAGGUUCUUAUAUUUUUAAGAAUUUAAUUCUUGGAGCACUUAAGAACAAAUGCGUUCUUUUUGUAACACACCAAGUUCAAUUUUUAAAACACUGUGAUCAAAUUUACUUAAUGAACAAAGGAAGAAUUGUGGAACAAGGUACACAUGAUGAACUGAUGCAUUUAAAUGGGGAAUAUGCUACAAUGGUAAACAGUGCAGUAUUAAAAACGGAAAAUAAUAUGAAAGACGAAAAUUCUAUGAUAUCUCGAACAGAUAGUGGACAUUUUAAUUUGACAAAACAAAUAGAAUUCAACUCUGCGAAUAACGGUGAUGUGUCAAAAGAAACACAUGGAAAAGGAGUAUCUCUUACAACACAAGAGAAAACGGAAACGGGUACGGUAAAAGCACAUACGUAUCAUACAUAUGUGAAAGCUGCGGGUGGUUAUUUUGUGGCUAUUUUAGUAUUUUUUACACUUUUUCUAAAUGUUGGAAGUUCUGCAUUUAGUACUUGGUGGUUAGCUGUAUGGAUUAAGGCUGGCGGUGGAAACGUCACAAAUCUUGAAACGAAUGAAACUACAGUAUCUGAUAAUUUGAAUGACAAUCCUGAUUUCACAUAUUAUCAAAACGUUUAUGCUUCUUGCAUUGGAGUUAUUUUGUUUACGAGUCUAUUACGUGGAUUAGCUAUUACAUACACUACAAUAAAGGCUUCAACAGCACUGCAUAAUAAAGUUUUUAACAAAAUAAUCAGAACCACGUUAACAUUUUUUGAAACGACUCCCAUUGGAAGAAUACAAAACAUUUUUAGUCGAGAUAUCGAUGAAGUUGACAAUUAUAUACCAAUUUCUGUAGAAAAUAUGGUACAGAAUAUUUUUACCUGCAGCUUUGCGAUUAUUUUCAUAUGUUCCAUACUACCUUGGUUUUGUUUGCUAUUAAUCAUUGUGGGUGUCACAUUCUUUUAUGUCAGCAAAGUUUUUCGGGUAGCAAUGAGAGAUUUCAAGCGAAUGGAAAGUACUUCACGAUCUCCUGUUCUGAGUUUUGUCACAACCACAAUUCAUGGAUUAAGUACAAUUCAUGCAUUUCAAAAGGAAAAAACAUUUGUAACCAAGUUUGAGGAAUUAUUUGAUUUAAACAGUCUGUGUGUUUAUCUGUGUCAGUCAGCAAUGAGAUGGUCUGCAGUGAGACUUGAUGGUCUAGCAGUAGCUUCAUCUUCUAUUGUUUCAUUUCUUGUAAUAGCAUUCAGAAAUCAACUAUCUCCAGCUCUAGCUGGUUUAGCAAUGGCAUAUGCUACGCAAAUGACAGGCGUUUUUCAGUACACUGUAAGAUUAAUGGCAGAAACAGAAACACGAUUUAUAAGCAUUGAACGAAUAAGCUAUUACUUCAGGACUUUGCAAAAUGAAGAUAUUCCCAAAAAAGAUGCUGUGAAUCCUGCGAACGACUGGCCUGCUUAUGGCAAAUUGGAAUUUCGCAAAGUGCAGUUAAAGUACAGGAAAGAAUUACCACCAAUAUUAGAUAAUAUUUCAUUUGUGGUUAAACCUGGAGAACAUAUAGGUAUCGUGGGAAGAACAGGCGCUGGAAAAAGUUCUCUGAUUGUCGCUUUAUUUCGACUGGUUGAAAUAUCCGCCGGAAAAAUUAAAAUUGAUGACAUAGAUAUAUCAAAAGUGAAUUUAGAACUACUAAGAAGCAAAUUGUCUAUAAUUCCUCAGGAUCCAGUUUUGUUUAAUGGAACUAUACGAUCAAAUUUAGAUCCUUUUAAACAAUACAGUGAUUCUGAGAUUUGGAGUGCUUUGGAAAAAACUAAGUUAAAAGAAAAAGUGAAAACAAUAUCAGGUCAAUUAGAUGCAUUUGUUGAAGUUGGUGGAAACAAUUUAAGCGUCGGGGAAAGACAACUAUUUUGUUUAUCAAGAGCACUUUUACGUAAUGCCAAAGUGUUGGUAUUAGACGAAGCAACAGCUGCUGUUGAUCCUGAGACUGAAACUGCUGUACAAAGUACAAUACAAAACGAAUUCUCAAAUUGUACUACGUUAACAAUUGCUCACCGUCUAAAGACUGUUGUAUCGUGUGAUCGUAUUAUUGUAAUGAGGAAUGGUCAAAUAAUUGAAUUUGAUGCACCAUCAGUACUUUUAUCCAACUCAAACUCGGAAUUUUCAAAAAUGAUGGCUGCCACAAAUAAAGCUAUAUAAAACAAU
Megachile rotundata (alfalfa leafcutting bee) is the source of this 5427-nucleotide messenger RNA. Its product is annotated as ATP-binding cassette sub-family C member 5. NCBI's taxonomy places the organism in Eukaryota, Metazoa, Arthropoda, Insecta, Hymenoptera, Megachilidae. Gene Ontology annotation, molecular function: ATP hydrolysis activity; ATP binding; ABC-type transporter activity. Gene Ontology annotation, cellular component: membrane. The record is from RefSeq and is a predicted model, not a curated record. Gene Ontology annotation, biological process: transmembrane transport.